GCAGCGGUGGUGGCUGCUCGGCCAGGACUCCCGGCCCCCGCCAUUUCAGACUGGGAGCGAUUGCGCCGCGGGCCCUGAGGGCUGCGGCGGGGGCCUGAGGCUUGCCGGCUCCCAGGUGCAGGGGAGAGGCCUGCUGAAAAUGACCGAAUAUAAACUUGUGGUAGUUGGAGCUGGUGGUGUAGGCAAGAGUGCCUUGACGAUACAGCUAAUUCAGAAUCACUUUGUGGAUGAAUAUGACCCUACAAUAGAGGAUUCCUACAGGAAACAAGUAGUAAUUUAUGGAGAAACCUGUCUCUUGGAUAUUCUCGACACAGCAGGUCAAGAGGAGUACAGUGCAAUGAGGGACCAGUACAUGAGAACUGGGGAGGGCUUUCUUUGUGUAUUUGCCAUAAAUAAUACUAAAUCAUUUGAAGAUAUUCACCAUUAUAGAGAACAAAUUAAAAGAGUUAAAGACUCUGAAGAUGUACCCAUGGUCCUAGUAGGAAAUAAAUGUGAUUUGCCUUCUAGAACAGUAGACACAAAACAAGCUCAGGACUUAGCAAGAAGUUACGGAAUUCCUUUUAUUGAAACAUCCGCAAAGACAAGACAGGGUGUUGACGAUGCCGUCUAUACAUUAGUUCGAGAAAUUCGAAAACAUAAAGAAAAGAUGAGCAAAGAUGGUAAAAAGAAUAAAAAGAAGUCAAAGACAAAGUGUAUAAUUAUGUAAAUACAAUUUGUACUUUUUUCUUAAGGCAUACUUAAGUAAAAGUGGUAAUUUUUGUACAUUACACUAAAUUAUUAGCAUUUGUUUUAGCAUUACUUAAUUUUUUUUCAGCUCCAUGCAAACUGUUAGCCUUUAUCCUAAAUGCUUAUUUUAAAAUGACAGUGGAAACUUUUUUUUUCCUUUUCCCCCUCUACGUGCCAGCAUUCCCUGAUUUUGGUUUUCCUAGCAAAGCCUGUGAAAAAGAAACUGAACACCUGAGAUGGCCGUCCUGGGGUUUUGGUGCAUGCAGUCGAUUCCUUCCUGUUUUUCUUAAUAAUUGUGAACGUUGGUGUGAAACAAAUUAAUGAAGCUUUCAGAUCAUCCCUAUUUUAGGUUUUAUUUAGUCACUUAAAUGCAUUAAUUAGUAGCUAACUUCAGUUGAGAUUUUUUGAUUGGUUAUCCUGAAACAUUGAGGGAAUACGAAUGUAUGGACUUCCUGUUGAUUGAUCUUCUAGGCAUCAUGUCCUCCACUGUGUCAUCCUCACAAAUAGAAAGUUACACUGUUCCCAAGGUUUUCUCGUAUUCCCGCUGCUGGUUAUGGUCACUGUCCUCCAAAUAUUAUAUUUUUUCUAUAAAAAGGAAAAAAUGGUAAAAAUUUCAGGGCAAUGGAAAGACUAAGACUCCUAAUAUAUUGCUUUUCCUAUUACGGCAAACCAAGUAUGAAGUGGGGAUUAUAGCAGCCAUUUCAGGGCUAUAUUUAUGUGCUACUAAAUUUUUAUAAUUAAUGAAACAAUUGUGUGAAAAAUUCUCAUAGGAAUUGAACAUAGGCUCCCUGUGUCAGAUUGCUGUUCCUUAGCAUAAAUUUACAUCUUUUCUUGGACCUCAGUCUUUGAAAAUAUUAUUAAUUCCAGUAGUGAUGUUGAUGAUUCUAUGAGCCAGAUACAGCUUAGUAGUUGUUGAAGAGACCAAGGUUGUAAGGCCAGGCCCUGUAGGAACCUUUGAGGCUUCCCCAAGAGUGUCAGGACACAGACUAUCCUGUGUUCAUCUAGUGUUGCCAGGCAUCGUUGGUCACAGUGGGGACCAGGAGAGUAUUUGCACAGCUCAGAAAGAUGUGGUGGCCUACAGACAAAUCAAGAGCAUCACCUUUUUUUUUUUAA
Oryctolagus cuniculus (rabbit) is the source of this 1839-nucleotide messenger RNA. Lineage: Eukaryota; Metazoa; Chordata; Mammalia; Lagomorpha; Leporidae. The record is from RefSeq and is a predicted model, not a curated record.